This is a messenger RNA of Melanaphis sacchari, 1544 nucleotides long. Its product is annotated as phospholipase ABHD3-like. The coding region runs from base 301 to 1509 and encodes 402 amino acids. Gene Ontology annotation, molecular function: acetylesterase activity; monoacylglycerol lipase activity. Gene Ontology annotation, biological process: medium-chain fatty acid biosynthetic process; medium-chain fatty acid catabolic process. NCBI's taxonomy places the organism in Eukaryota, Metazoa, Arthropoda, Insecta, Hemiptera, Aphididae. The transcript is spliced from 9 exons. The record is from RefSeq and is a predicted model, not a curated record.
UGAAUAUUGAAUUAAUUAUUUUUUUAUACCUUUUAUUUUUUAUAACUAUAUCAUAUCUGAAGUGUUAAAGAGUUAUAAGAAGUAGGCAUUGUAGUUAUAGUAUUCAGUAAUGACCUUUGAGUUCAUAAAUUAUGAAUUAUAAUUAAAUUCAUUUUGAAUUUAAUUGGGUACACAGUUUGUAGGUGUAUAUAGUAUAAAUCUGUAAUGCUUUUUAAUUCGCCAUGAGCAAGAGAAUUUUCUAAAACACUAACUAUACAGAUAUUUUUUACCUAAAAAAUUUAAUUAUUUGUUAAAUACAACAUGGAUAUUAUAACAAAUAAUGUUGCCAAAUUCUGUUCAUUGCCAUCUUCGUAUAUUGUUGGGGUGACUGCUGCUGUUGGUUUUAUAAAUUAUUAUUUUAUGUUUGCAGUUAAAGCACCCAAAGUACAUUGUAAAGAAGGAGAAUUUAAAAACUUUAUUCAUCAAAAUGUUCCAAUUAUCAAUAAAAAGUAUUGGCCAACAAUCUGGUGUUUUGAAGCUAGAUUUCAAAGUGUAUUAGCAAGUUUGAUACGAUCAUUUGUAGUUCCUCCAGCACCAUAUAUUAGAGAAAUAUUCACAUUAAAGGAUGGUGGUGAAGUGGCAUUGGAUUGGUUGGAACCUGUGAAACGUCCGGUCGAUAUGCAUGAUGCAACAAUUUUGUUUUUACCAGGAUUAACAGGUGACAGUAAAUGUGAGUAUGUUAGAGCUACAUCAUUAGCUGUGCAGAAAUCUGGAUUCAGGAUUGUCGUUUUCAAUUAUAGAGGGAUUGGUGGUAUUGAAUUAAAGACUCCAAGAACUUAUUCUGCUAAUAAUAUUGAUGAUUUAACUGAAGUUGUUGGUCAUAUAAAAAGCAAGUAUCCAGACACAAUUUUAGGUGGAAUUGGUGUAUCUAUGGGUGGGCUUUUAUUGGGAAGUUUUUUAUCAUCUAAUGAGCAAUAUAAUCACAAAUACUUUUCUGCUGCUAUGUUAAUCUCAGUGCCAUGGAAUUUAAUUGCGACUACAGAAAAUAUAGAAAAACCAUUUUUAAAUCGUCUUCUCUGUUCAUACUUAGCAAAAUGUCUUUGUAACCUUAUUGAAAAUAGUAGCAAUAUGUUAAGUUCAUCAAGUCAUAAAUGGGAUUAUAAUCAAGUCAUUAAAAGUAAAACAAUAAGAGAAUUUGAUGCAAACUAUACUAUCAAGUUAUUUGAACAUGAAUCUGUUGAAGAUUACUAUAAAAAAGCAUCACUUCAUGAUAAAUUGGAUCGUAUUAAAGUGCCUUGUUUGUGUUUGAGUGCUGCUGACGAUCCAUUCUGUUUGGAAUCUGAUCUGCCUCUAGAGAGUGCUGACAAUAAUGAAAAUGUAGCAAUUUUGGUUACAGUUAAAGGUGGACAUAUUGGUUUUAUAGAAGGUGUAUGGCCAUUUAGCAAUAGAAAUGAAUUUAUGUUUCGUAUAAUUGACCAAUAUUUUAGCUCAAUAUUUAAAAAUAAUAACUAUAAGAAAUAUAAUAGUUAAAAUUGUUAUUUUUAUUAGUAUAUUAAUUAGAAUUA